GCCGAGAUGAGGUUGCCUGCUUGCCGCUGCUGGCCCUGCUGGGCGCCGCCCGCGCCGUGCCGUUCCUCCUGCGUGAGCUGGACGAGCCGAUGAUCCAGCACCGGUCGGACGAGAUGGACCUGCUGGAGGACGACCACAGCGGCCAUGGCGCUUUAUUCGCCUUCCAGCUGCCGAAGAUUGACUUGUCGGCCCUCUUCCAGCCGCUCCGGGUAUUCGCAGGUGUGCGCCGGCCCGGGGUGGCCUACGCGCCCGAGGAGCUGGACUGCGACCUAGGCAAGUUUGACCUGGACGAAGAUGACUACUCAGUCGUCAUGGACUGCCAGAAACAGUACAACGGCGACAACGUCUUGCUCAAGGAGUGCAUCGUGGCGGGUUUGCUCCCCUCCGCUGAUGAGGCGAAGGAGUUCCUCGACAGGGAAGAGUUCGCCCUGACCAGCCUCAGCUCGUCCAUCUCGCUGGCUCUGGUCAACGGAGAGUUUACCCAGAAGCGGACGGUGUCGCUCCGACUUUGCCCUAAGGACGAGAUUAACAGCAUCGGCACGGCUGAGAGCGCCCCCAUUGACCCCGACCGUGUCGACUUGUCAGGCCCCGCCCCCGUUCAGCCGGCCCUGGGUCUGGCUCCGGCCCGGCCGGUGGGCGGCCUCGCCCCCGCACGGCCGUUCUUCCAGUUCCAGUUCCCCGACUUCGGCGAUCUGUUCGCGCCCUUCUUCCCGGUGGACGCGCCGGGGGCGGUGCCGGACAUCGCCGAGCGGUUCCCCAGCCAGCGGCCGGCCGGCGGGCAGGCGCCCCUCGUUCCGGGCGCCGGCCGGCCCGGUGGCCCGUUCCCGUUCCCGUUCCUGCCCGCCGUGCCCGAGCCGCAGACUCCCACAGACAUUGAUUUGACCAAGUGUAGCAACAAGAAGUUCGAGGUGUCCAGGGACAUCUUCAACGUGGCCAACGAAUGCCAGUACUCUGACGACUACAAGAAGUGUCUGACAGAAGGUCUGGGCUCCAAUGGGGCGGCCGCCGAGCUGCUGGAGUUUGCCGCUGACCCCGAUUACCACAUCGUCGGCUCCAGCUUCUCCAGCUUCCACACCUCUAUCAACUUCCAGGCUACUCAGAGAAAUCAGAUUUUCCUUAACCGCUGUCUGAAGAUCGAGAAGCCCGAAGAAGUUUCCCAGUCCGCUGAGGCUUAUCCCGAAGUUGUCCCGGAAGCUUCCGAGACGAUCCCCAAUGGAGCUGAAGGCCCCGAGUACAAUCCUGAGGUCUCCGGUCUCCCAGAGACCGCUCCUGAGGAGGCUGCCAUUGCUCCAGAGGAGUCCUCGGAAGAGGUUCCUGUCGUCCCUGAAGAAUCCCCUGAGGAGCUCCCUGCCUCCUCGGAGGUAGUCCCGGAAGAGAUCCCGUCCGUCCCCGAAGUCCUCCCCGAAGAGGUGGCUGCAGCUCCUGAAGCUCCUGAAGCUCCCGAGGCUCCGCCCGCUGAGCCGGAGGAAGCCGCCGAAGCUGAGAAAACCGACGGCGAGGAUGCCCCUUCCUACGAACCGUGAAAAGCUGGACAACGUUGGUGCCUUCUGGCUGAAAGAACGUCUGUUACGAUGAGGUUGUAUCACAUUCAGCACCUGCCCUCACGCCGUGUCGUCUCGGGGCAGAGUUGACACGAGAGGUUAAUUCCAAAUGAAGGCGCAGAGAAUGGCCAGAACAAACAAACUUUGUUGAAGAAACAUAUUUAUUUUGUUGUAGUCUUGUGUUUCACCACGCGGUUGUGUAUGAUUGUUAUGAGGGCUUCACGAGUAUUAGUUCCAACGAUGACCCGCGGUUUGCGCAAGAGCGUCGGCACUUGUUUAAAGCCGAUUACGUGGGCGCCUGUAACCUGUGGUAGGCUCAGUCGAGUGUUCAUUGCAGCAAUCAGUCUUACCUAGUAAUCAUGGCGUGUAAAACGUUGAAGAUUGGCAUAAGAAACUUGCAAAGCUUGCGGGUGUGAUAAUGAACUGGAUAGUGCUCGGAAAUAUAUCCUUUCUAGUUACU
Pollicipes pollicipes is the source of this 2001-nucleotide messenger RNA. RefSeq lists its product as uncharacterized. Lineage: Eukaryota; Metazoa; Arthropoda; Thecostraca; Pollicipedomorpha; Pollicipedidae. The transcript is spliced from 11 exons. The record is from RefSeq and is a predicted model, not a curated record. The coding region runs from base 90 to 1523 and encodes 477 amino acids.